AUAUCAUAUGUUCCUUGUUCAUAAAUCAUAAAUGUCAACAAACAUUAAAAUAACCUAAAAAGAUAUCCAGUUUAUAAAUAAUUUAGGAUUUUAUUUUACGUUUUAGGCUUUAAGUAAAAGAUUUCUUUAUCUUCACAACUAGUGCAAAAAUGGUAACCAAUACUGAGCCAUACACGUGUAACCUCGAUCCUGAUACGAAAACGAGAUUGGAGGUCUAUCUUUACAAAGAUGUGAAGAAUGUGGAAAAUAUACGGCAGAAUAUUAUUAAUGGUUCAUGGAAGUGCUCCGUCAUUAAGCCCAGUUUAAUCGUAAAUAUGUUUCAAGUGGCUGUAGCAGCUAAUCGUGCCGUUUUAGCUGAGAAAUCACAGACCAUGAUCACAAAGACUGUGUAUUCAGAACUUCUGUAUAACUUAUCGCUCACGAAAAACAUAUCGCAGAGCUUGAGUAAAUUUGGUAUAGAGAAAGACGACAGCAUACUAGUCUGCUUUUUAAUAGACGGCAAUAAUGACGUCAGUCAAGAGAUCCUCAAAGAAAUAGACGGGGAGCAGUGCCCAAUAAGUAGCUUGAACAGUUUCACUAACAUGAAAGAUGUAAAGUCUACCUACAAAUUAAAUAAUUUAAAAAGUGAAGUGUGUUUAUUAGAUAUUAUUGUUAGUAAAAUGGUCACUAAGAGCUUUGUAAAUCACUAGACUGUUAUAAAUUAGGUUUAAAUAUAAUAAAUCAUUAAAUAAAACCAACAACUCGG
Molecule: messenger RNA, 745 nt
Organism: Bicyclus anynana (squinting bush brown)
Lineage: Eukaryota; Metazoa; Arthropoda; Insecta; Lepidoptera; Nymphalidae
Product: EKC/KEOPS complex subunit Tprkb-like
Exons: 1
Coding region: 150-689 (179 amino acids)
Biological process (GO): tRNA threonylcarbamoyladenosine modification; telomere maintenance via recombination
Cellular component (GO): cytosol; nucleus; EKC/KEOPS complex
Source: RefSeq, a predicted model, not a curated record